CGGAAGAGAUUCUGCAGCCCUAGUUUGGCACGUUUUGGGGGGGGGGUUUCAAGCAGAGGACAUAGACGGGAAAAUAAACACAAAAUUGGGCACAUUUGAACUGUUUGCUUGCCCUGUAGGAAGUAUAUGAGAGAGCAGUCAUGGAGUCGGCCAUUCAGACUGUAGUUGGUGUCUUCCUGAAGUCCGCCAAGGGGAAGGAGAGUUUGGGAGGGAAUGACUUCCAGAAGCUGGUGAAGAGCCAGCUCCACAACAUCAUGAUGGACACGGACAGCUCCGAGGCGGUGAAGAAUAUGCGACAGGGCCUGGACUCCAACCAGGACGGUAAAGUCAACUUCGAGGAGUACAUGAACCUGGUGGGCUACCUGGCAACCUCCCUGAGUGUGCAAUGCACCGCCGCCGUGGAGACGCCAGCCGAGAGCGCUGCCACCGCACCGGAGAUCGGGAGUACACCAGCAGACGUAGAGGAAGAGAAGCCAGAAGUGGAGGCACAGCCAGAGGGGGCAUUGGCAGAGCCAGAGGCAGCCACAGCUGUAGAGGAAGAGAAGGUGGAAGUGGUGGAAGUGGUGGAAGAGGUGGAAAAGGUGGAGGAGCCAGCAGCAGCCGGGGAGAAGAUAGAGGAGGCGUCAUAGGAGUUUACCACCGGUCCUGUCCAGACAUUACAAUACACACCAACACCAAACUGAUAUACACCACACUACCCUAAUACACACUACAGUACACUAUACAACCCACCCUUCAAACAGGUGUGCUGCAAUAAUACCACACAACAUUACAGUAUAUGUUGGAACCCCACAAUAACACAUUUAUUUUCAUACACACAUACAUACACCCAGUAUUUGGUCCUAAAAUACACUAGUACACACUGCAACAUAAUAAUUAUUAUAAAGCCCAAUCCAUACUUUCUUGAUAUACAGUAUACUUAGUAUUACUAACAUACAUUACACUAUAAUUACUUACAUUACAGCAGUACAUGCCAUUAUAUGUUGAUAUACUUCCAACUAUAUAGCACACUAUAGCUCAUUAUAUGGAUAUUUAAUACAUUCUGCCAUUCAUUGACAUGUGACAUUUUGACACACCCUCUGAAAUGUUGGCACAUUUCCACACAUGGAGAACUCAAUGACCUUGACAUACACUGACACACAUGCCACUAUGUGUGUCAUUGUAUGAUGCAAUACUAAAUGUAGUUAUAUUUCGCAUUCCUUCUCUCCCUUUGCAUAUCUACAAUGACGUAAUGCAAAACUAUACGACAGUACAUUCCACAAUGUACAGUCAAGUCAGGCCAUCUCAACUCGUUCUUCUGAGAAGGUUGCUUGGCUUAAUGGCUUUGCAUUGAUGCAAGUAAGCACUGAUGCAUGGAUGCAUGACAUAUUCUACACAGCAAAUUCUCUAGUGUUAAAUCAACACUGACAGUGUUACAUUUAACACUGCUCCAGUGUCUAUACGGCCCACACUUGUCAGUGUUGAAUUAACACACUGCUUAGUGUAAAGCCUUAUUUGCAUAUUUCCCAGAGUGCCUUACCUUUCAGGUGAAGUGCAGAGUUACCACCCGUGACUGUAUUUGUUAGUGACAGAAACAUGGUUGUUGCAUUCAUCAGUUUUAAGUGCUGUGGCCUUCACCAAGUUAGAUCCUAAGUGAAUAUGUUCUCAUUAAAAUUUAAUUAUUUAACACAAUACAACAUGUAUUUCAUAAGGCCUUAGUUUUACCCUCAUACAGUAACCUGAAACUCAUGGUUUACAGGCCACAUCAGGCCACAAAAUCCUAAACAUUUGGGAUUUUUAUUCACCCGCAACUUUCAUUCAGAUUGACUGCCGGGUUUAGAAGAUUAAGAUAUGAGACUACCUAAACCAUUUUUUUAAAUUCCUUUUUCUCCCCAAUUUCGUGCUAUCCAAUUGGUAGUUACAAUCUUGUCCCAUCGCUGCAACUCCCGUACGGACUCGGGAGAGGCGAAGGUCAAGAGCCAUGUGUCCUCCAAAACACAACCCAGCCAAGCUGCACUGCUUCUUGACACAAUUCCCACUCAACCCAGAAGCCAGCCACACCAAUGUGUCAGAGGAAAUGCCGUACACCUGGCAACUGUGUCAGUGUGCACUGCGCCCAGCCCACCACAGGAGUCACUAGUGCACAAUGGGACAAAUGGCCAAACCAAUUGUGCACCGCCCCAUGGGUCUCCCAGUCACAUCAGCUGCGACAGAGCCUGGACUUGAACCAGGAUCUCUAGUGAUGCAGUGCCUUAGACCACUGUGCCACUCGGGAGACCCUACCUAAACCAUCUUAAUUAACUGGAACAACCAUUUCAGCAACAGGUGCGAGAGUCCCAAGUAUGAACACACCUACUCAUUCAAGGGUUUUUCUUGAUUUGUACUAUUUUCUACAUUGAAUAAUAGUGAAGACAUCAAAACUAUGAAAUAACACAUAUGGAAUCAUGUAGUAACCAAAAAAGUGUUAAACAAAUCAAAAUAUAUGUUAUAUUUUAGAUUCUUCAAAGUAGCCACUCUUGGCCUUGAUGACAGUUUUAGACACUCUUGACAUUCUCUCAACCAGCUUCAUGAGGUAGUCACCUGGAAUGCUUUUCCAACAGUCUUGAAGGAGUCCCAACAUAUGCUGAGCACUUGUUGGCUGAUUUUCCUUCACUCUGCGGUCCAACUCAUCCCAAACCAUCUCAAUUGGGUUGAGGUCAGGGGAUUGUGGAGGCCAGGUCAUCUGAUGUAGCACUCAUCACUCUCCUCCUUGGUAAAAUAGCCCUUACACAGCCUGUUGAAAAACAAAUGAUAGUCCCACUAAGUGCAAACUAGAUGGGAUGGCGUAUCGCUGCAGAAUGCUGUGGUAGCCAUGCUGGUUCAGUGUGCCUUAAAUUCUAAAUAAAUCACUGACAGUGUCACCAGAAAAGCACCAUCACAACUCCUCCUCCAUGCUUCACGGUGGGAACCACCCAUACAGAGAUCAUCAGUUAACCUACUCUGCAUCUCACAAUGACACGGUGGUUGGAACCAAAAAUCUCAAAUUUGGACUAAUCCGACCAAAGGACAGAUUUCCACCAAUCUAAUGUCCAUUGCUCAUGUUUCUUGGCCCAAGCAAGUCUCUUUUUAUUAUUGGUGUCCUUUAGUAGUGGUUUCUUUGCAGCAAUUCGACCAUGAAGGCCUGAUUCACAGUCUCCUCUGAACAGUUGAUGUUGAGAUGUGUCUGUUACUUGAACUCUGUGAAGCAUUUAUUUGGGCUGCAAUCUGAGGUGCAGUUAACUCUAAUGAACUUAUCCUCUGCAGCAGAGGUAACUCUGGGUCUUCCUUUCCUGUGGGGGUCCUCAUGAGAGCCAGUUUCAUCAUAGCGCUUGAUGGUUUUGCAACUGCACUUGAAUAAACUCAAAGUUCUUGACAUUUUCUGGAAUGACUGACCUUCAUGUCUUAAAGUAAUGAUGGACUGUCAUUUCUCUUUGCUUAUUUGAGCUGUUCUUGCCAUAAUAUAGAUUGGUCUUUUACCAAAUAGGGCUAUCUUCUGUAUACCACCCCUACCUUGUCACAACACAAAUUAUUUGCUCAAACGCAUUAAGAAAGAAAGAAAUUCCACAUAUUGACUUUUAACAAGGCACACCUGUUAACUGAAAUGCAUUCCAGGUGACUACCUCAUGAAGCUGACUGAGAGAAUGCCAAGACUGUGCAAAGCUGGUUGCUACUUUGAAGAAUCUCAAAUAUAAAAUAUAUUUUAAUUUGUUUAAAACUUUUUAGUUUACUAUGUGAUUUCAUAUGUGUUAUUUCAAAUUAAAAAUAGUAAAAUCUAGAAAAACCCUUGAAUGAGUAGGUGUGUCCAAACUUUUUACUGGUACUGUUUAUUGAAAAAAAUCUAAAACUCUACCUGCAAUAGAGCAUGCUGGGAAAUAUGAUAAUGAUGUGCUUGGUUAAAAACAAAUUGUGUUGCUGGGGUUCUUACUUAGUUCAGACUAGUCUUUCUCUGUCUUUUCUUUGUCUAUCUCAUUUUCUGGAAGAUCCAAGCAGGGCAGCAUCUAGAGUUUAUGGACUCCUCUCCGCUACUAGCUAGCCAAUAGCCAUGGAUUUGGAGCUGGAAGAUCAGGUGUGGUGUGUCCUAAUAAUGGCCUUCUAGUAAAUAAUUAAGGGGCCCAGGAUGGAAUUAACACCAGGGGACCCUUGUGGCCCCAAGGGAGCCCGAAAUAGCCCUCAAGCAGCAGGUCACUGACCCUGGCCCCUAGGGGCCCUUGAGAUUAGGUGCAAGCCGUUUCUCCAUGCAACCCAAUCCCCCGGGACCAAAACCAGGAGGAAAGGGGAAAAAAACACACCCAAACGUUAAGAAAAGGGGCUCUUAUAGCCUGUUGGAGACGCCACACCUGCCAACAGAAACUUGACCCUUGUUUAGGUAUUGUGCAGGUAUUUUUUCUACACUCUUAGAAUUUUUUUUGCUAUCUAUAACCUAAAAGGGUUCUUCGGUUGUCCCUAUUGAAGAACCCUUUGAAGAACCCCUUUUGGGUUCCAUGUAGAACCCUUUCCACAGAGGGCCAAAGGGGUUCGACCUGGAACCAAUAAGGAUACUACUAUGGGGACAGCUGAAGAACCCUUUUGGAAUCUUUUAUUUUUUUUUGUAUAUUUUUUUUGUUUUUGUUAUCUUCUUGGUUCUGCUACCAUCAGGUUUGCUGCGUGACCUGGUCACACCCCUGUUCUCUGUGUUGAGAAACCCUGUUUGACCUGCAACUAUUUCCCAGUGCUUAAAACCAUUGACUUAACCAUGGCUUAAAACCAUUACCUUGACCAUAGUGGCCACACAUCCUUGGACAAAAACCAACACAAGAGUUACUUGAUUACUGAUAGCUAUCUGUGACUCAUUUGAAGAUCCUGAGUUCCAAUGAAACUGUCAGAGCUGGGUUCAAAUAGUAUUUGAAAUCUUUUAAAUACUUUCAGUGUUCGCUCUAGCCUGCCUGGAGUGCCAGAUGGGCAGGGUUUGGAGUGUUUUGACUAUUCUACAGCUACUGUUAUUUGAUAAUAUCACCAUUAUUACUCCAGCCAUUCUAAUGGCUUGAAUUGUAUAGCUUGCAUGUAAUAUAAUACUAUUUUAUUACGUAUGUUUGGAUUUGGACCACUAACGAGUUUUGGAAGCCUUAAAAUAACUGUCCAGUGAAAAUCUCCCUUUUAAAAACUCAUACCCAAAUAA
Messenger RNA from Salvelinus fontinalis (brook trout), 5152 nucleotides. RefSeq names its product S100 calcium binding protein U (gene s100u). The transcript has 3 exons. The record is from RefSeq and is a predicted model, not a curated record. NCBI's taxonomy places the organism in Eukaryota, Metazoa, Chordata, Actinopteri, Salmoniformes, Salmonidae. The coding region runs from base 141 to 629 and encodes 162 amino acids. Gene Ontology annotation, cellular component: perinuclear region of cytoplasm. Gene Ontology annotation, molecular function: calcium ion binding.